AUGGGUGGACACUUCAGUGGUUAUGGAAAAGUGGCUGACUGCAGCCUCUCUGGCUUCGUGCCCUCGUUCCCGUCGAACCAGACCCAGCUCACAAUCCCGGCCAACCUCGACCCGCAGUUCAUCGGGCUUGCCUUCGGUGUGCAGAACUACACAUGCACGUCUAGCAACAACUUCACGAAUGUGGGCGCGAUCGCCGAGCUCAUCGACGUCUCCUGCUACGUGCAUGCCCCGUGGUUCGACACGCUCCAGGACACGCUCCUCCCCGCAUGGGAUGAGCUCUCGCAGUCGAUGUCCAUCCAGCAGGUCCUCGACUUCGUGCACUUUCUGAACCCGCCUGCGAGCCUCGCGCAGCACUACUUCGUGCCCAACCCUGUCACGCAACAGGGCCUUUCGCCGAAGUGGGACUUCACCUCAAGCGGCAAGUUCCAGGGCAACUCGGACGCGUUUAUCGUCGCGAAGGGCAACGGCACGCUGCCCAGCCCGGACGACCCCAAGAAGGACGUUGCGUGGCUCGAGGUCCUCAAUGUACAGGGCAAGGUGGCGGCUGAGUUGUUCCGGUUCGACACCGUUGGUGGGCAGCCGCCGUCAUCUUGCACAUUCGGCAAGGACCCUGACAUCUCGGUGAACUAUGUGGGGAAAUACGUCUUCUAUGGGGGUGACUUGAAUUAG
This is a messenger RNA of Rhodofomes roseus, 669 nucleotides long. RefSeq lists its product as uncharacterized. The transcript has 5 exons. The record is from RefSeq and is a predicted model, not a curated record. Lineage: Eukaryota; Fungi; Basidiomycota; Agaricomycetes; Polyporales; Fomitopsidaceae. Bases 1 to 669 code for a protein of 222 amino acids.